CCAACCAUCAUCUUCCAUUGAAGAAAUGCUCUCAAUCAUUUUUCUUUGGUUCCCUCACCCGCAUGCCCUCUCUCUCUCCUCCACUCUCUCUCUCUAUAUAUACACACACAACCCUCCCUCUAUAUCUCACACCACAACUCUCUUCCAUCUCUGAAACUCAAUCCUAUUCAUAUCAAUCAUCUCUAAUCUCUCUCCAUUUUCAAUGGCGGUUUCUGGGUUCGAAGGCUUCGAAAAGCGCUUAGAACUCCGAUUCUCCAGUGACAAUUCCGCCGGAAUGGGCCUCCGGCGGAUAAACUUCGAGUUGCUGGAGAAAGUGCUCCAUGCGGUGCAAUGCACCGUAGUAUCAGCUGUGGGGAACCACUACUUCGACUCUUAUGUGUUGUCUGAGUCGAGUCUAUUUGUGUACCCCAUGAAGAUCAUCAUCAAGACAUGUGGGACCACUCAGCUGUUGAAAUCUGUCCGUCCAUUGGUAGACUAUGGUUGUGAUGUGGGGCUGACUUUGUGCGGGUGUAGGUACAGCCGAGGUAGCUUUAUUUUUCCCAAGUCACAACCUUACCCUCACACUAGUUUUGGAGAAGAAGUGUUGUACUUGGAAGAUGUAUUGCCAAGUCAUGUUUGCUAUAGAAAAGCCAAUGUGAUGCCUUCUAAGUUGACUUGUCAUUCAUGGCACGUGUUCACUGCUAGUAAUAAAUCUGACAUGAUAAUACAAAUGUCUGAGCAGUCAUAUACUGUUGAAGUUUGCAUGACUGAGCUCGACCGAGUGCUGGCCAGGAAGUUUUUUAAGUGUCCUGACGACAAUAAAUUGGGUGAUAUGGCCGGAAAAGUGAUGACGGAGAUGACAGGUAUCGGAGAUAUCAAUCCGAAUGCUAUUUUGUGUGACUUUGGAUUUGAGCCAUGUGGGUAUUCGAUGAAUGGAGUUGAUAGUGAUCGGUACUCCACAAUUCACGUUACACCAGAGGAUGGGUUCAGCUAUGCGAGCUUUGAGUGCAUUGGGUCAGUUUACGACGGUCAUGAUGAUCUUGUUAAGGUGUUGAAGAAGGUGGCGCAAGUUUUUCGGCCAGGGACAAUGUCGGUUUCAUCUACCUGUGCUACCGGCCAUGAGGUGUGGACAUGUGUCACCAGCACGCUCGAGCCACUUGGAUUGAAAUGCCGAAGUUGCACGGUGGGUGAAUUCCCGGCCGCCGGGACCGUUGUGUUUCAAACGUUUACCACUCGCCAGAAGUAGAAGUAGUACACUAAGGCUUUGUUUGGUUGAAAGGUUUAGAAAGAGAU
Camellia sinensis is the source of this 1272-nucleotide messenger RNA. NCBI's taxonomy places the organism in Eukaryota, Viridiplantae, Streptophyta, Magnoliopsida, Ericales, Theaceae. The record is from RefSeq and is a predicted model, not a curated record.